AACAAGCCACUCUGGAUCGCACCCGGCCCGAAAGUACCCAUUACGCUAGCAGCAUUGCCACGCUGUAUGGCAAUGGAUAAUCUCUGAACCAGGUACGACCCAGACCGAGGAUCGUGGCCCUGCCCUCUGAGGCGGUGGCCAAUUGCGGCAAUAAACUUUUUGGCCUCCGAACUCCACACACCCGUCGUUUCCACUGCCACUUGAACAAACAGGUAUGUAGAUUUCAGAGCAUCGUACUUGGCAUGCUUCGUUUUAGCCGACGCCUCAGCAGCAAAGCCCGCACAUUGUCGGGUCCCAGAUAAAUGACACGCCGCGUACGUACAGCUACAGGUUGCGUCCCAUAACAAGCAGCGUCCCUGUUCCCAAGGAAUCAGAGUCAAACCGAUGUGUUAGUAUCGAUAGCGCAAUAUCGACUAAUACAACACUAGCUCAUUACGUCAACAUAAAAAUCCUCGGAGCUCGCGCGCGGACAGUAUAUAGGUCCAUAAGUGUAUAAUCUAUGUAUAGGUCUAUGGUAUAUACCUAGUUUUUUUGGCAUGUUUAUUGACGUAAAAUGUUAUAUUGACAUAGUGAGUUCUAUUUGUUGAAAUACAUUUGAAUACAAUGUUUAUGGUGAUAUAAUGGCACUGAUAACAAAGUCAACAGCUGUAACAGUAUUGUUUAUAACAGGGAUAAUUAAGGCAAAAUCUGAAAGCGAUCCAAUUUCAAAAGAACCAUAUAGGCCACUCGGUCCUUUAGUUAAAUGUUCAUAUCUACCGCUGGAAUUCCUAGAUUGCGACGAACCUAUCGACCAUAAAGGGAAUCACACCGCCCGGCAAGCCACAGGCCAUGGUUGCGUCAAAUUUGGAGGUGUCCGAUAUGAUCAAGUUGAGAAAGCUAAAGUUCAGUGUAAAGCCUUGGAUGGAAUUGAAUGUUAUGGCAGUCGAAGCUUUCCGCGUGACGGUUUCCCGUGUGUGCGAUACUCUGGACAUUACUUUACGACCACCUUGAUUUAUAGCAUCUUGUUAGGAUUCCUAGGUAUGGAUAGAUUUUGUCUUGGUCAAACAGGAACAGCUGUGGGGAAACUUUUGACCCUAGGAGGGCUUGGUAUUUGGUGGAUCGUUGAUGUAGUGUUAUUGAUUACCAACAGCCUACACCCUGAAGAUGGUAGUAAUUGGAAUCCAUAUGUUUAAUAAUACCUGUAUAUAUGGAAUUUCAUCAAAAAUGAAAUUGAUUCAUUAUUGUUAUAGUUAAAUGAAUAUAAUUAUUAUACUGAACCUUCUUGUGAUAUUUUAUUAUUAAUAAAUAAAUAAUAAUAAA
Messenger RNA from Bombyx mori (domestic silkworm), 1299 nucleotides. It is a transcript of the gene amrt, whose product is annotated as TM2 domain-containing protein CG11103. Bases 621 to 1172 code for a protein of 183 amino acids. The record is from RefSeq and is a predicted model, not a curated record. Lineage: Eukaryota; Metazoa; Arthropoda; Insecta; Lepidoptera; Bombycidae. The transcript has a single exon.